This is a messenger RNA of Drechmeria coniospora, 5118 nucleotides long. Its product is annotated as QDE3 protein. Gene Ontology annotation, cellular component: chromosome; cytoplasm; nucleus. The transcript has a single exon. The coding region runs from base 1 to 5118 and encodes 1705 amino acids. Gene Ontology annotation, biological process: double-strand break repair via homologous recombination; DNA replication. Lineage: Eukaryota; Fungi; Ascomycota; Sordariomycetes; Hypocreales; Ophiocordycipitaceae. The record is from RefSeq and is a predicted model, not a curated record. Gene Ontology annotation, molecular function: ATP binding; nucleic acid binding; four-way junction helicase activity.
AUGACUCUCAACAAUCUCUCCGAGCACAUUUCAUGGCUGUUGAACAACGUCGCCUUGACCAAGCCCCCCGGACACACCUACCCUCGGGCCGGUGACCCGACGCCUUUCUCGCCCUCCCCAUCGCAUCACCAACGGAUUCUUGCCUCCUCUCCGGCACGUUCAGCCUCCUCUCGUGCCGUUGCGGUCCGAGGCCAAUCUCCCAAUCGCCCGUCGACGGUUGUGGAUGCGUCGGCUCGACGGGGAAAUGACUCGGUCCUUCCGGACGAACCGACCGUGGAGGAGCCCACCAUGGGACGCUUGACUUCGACCACGAAGCCCACGAAGCCUCUCCUCGUUUCUCAGCAGCCGCAGCGGCCUUCAUCUCCGCCCGGGACGGCCGAUGGGCGAGCCCGAGCACGUCCGGGACAGAAAUCACACGUUGCCGGUACGGCUGACAUCGCCAUCGGCACACCCUCGGCUCGACGUCGAAAGCUGACGGCGACAGGGACGGGACGCUCUGCGACGCCGAAGCGAAAGAAGCCAGCCCCAUCGCCUUCGAGGUCAAGUUCCGCCGCCCGACCGCCGUCGUCAAGCAUCACCUUCGACCUGACCGGGAGUGAGCUGGAUUGCAUGGAUUUGACCGAGAGGACCGCCGUCUCCGUCGACUCCCUCGACUUCGCCGACGACGCACGCCUGUGGGAUGAAGAGGUCGUCAACUGGUCGCCAAAGCCGACGAGGUCGACGAAGAAACGAAAGAGCGACGCCAUCACCCGCGACGAUUCUACCCAUGAGGAAAGCUUCCCAGACGUGUACAAGAUUCUCGGCACCGAUCCUCCUGCAUCAACCCCCGGGAAAAGAUGCACCACUCGUCGAGCCGCCGGUUCGAGCAGCGUGAAGCCGCGACGUGUCAAAACGCCAGCCGAUGCGCGCUCCGUCGGCACCAAGGCGACGCCCGGCUUGCCCCCCGCCGUCAGGGACAUGUCAUCGCCGUCCAAGCGUGCGGCGGAUCGACGUGACGGCAUGGCCACGAACCGCUCGCCGAGCGCUACGCUACACCAAAAAAAGCAAAAGGUUGUGACCGAGCCGGCGCUCUCUUGGUCGUUCGGGCAUGGAGAGAAUCCGCAUGUCGAGAUGCCCUUGUCGGCGGAGAGAAACGAGUACAUCCCGGACUCCGAGGACGAAUUUGUCACACCCCCUGCCUAUGGUGCGGCGUCCCAAAGUCAUAUGGAGCAGGAGCCGAAGCUGAACGUGGAAUCGGUGCCGUUUCGCGCCGAACCCUCGCCGGAGCGGUUUGACACCUCAAUGCCGUCUCAACCCUUGCCGUCCUCACACCACCAACGUGGCCCUGCGAGAUCGCCGUCGCUGGAGAGAACAACGGCCGGCGAGAACGUGCUCGAACCAUUGGCCCCUCCCUCGAGCCAGACACCAAAGCUGCUGUCCUUUCUGUGUGCUAAUCCGCAGUCGUUGACCCAGAGGCACGCUUUGCUCGAGUCGCACAUCCAACAAAACGGCCAAGACUUUUCGCGAGCCAUCAACGAAAGAUGGCCGAAAGAAAAACGCGAUGGGGUCAAGGCGGAAAGAGAGCGAUUGCUCCGACAGCAGAGGGCCAUCAAGGAAGUCUCUGGCUCUAUGGAUUCGUACCGUUCACUCUGCCUCGAGCGCGAGACGCUUGCCCGGCAGGUGGCCAAUUCCUACGCCGAGGGGCUCGACACUGACCUUGACGAGAUACAACUCGACGAGCUCACGGAUAGGGUCCAGCAAAGAGAGCAGCAGCUCGCCCAGGUGCUGGCCGAAGCGGGCCUCGAUGACAUGGCCUUCCAGGAACCUGCCCAACCGCCAAGCUCGAGUGCGAGGAAUGGGAGAAGCACGGUCGUCUUCGGGACGCAGCCCGUCUUUGGCGGUGUCGUCGACAUGUCGCGCCGCUCCAGGGAAUCGUCGUUGACCGCCGCCGCCGGAACCCAGGUCGUUCAGCAAACGCAGUUGCCUGCGGCCGCGCAGUCUCGCCUCCGGAACGAGCCGGUUCGUGCCGCCGCGAGUGCUUCCACGAGAGGCUUGAUGUCGCAGGAGGACGACGGCAUGUUUGGUGAGGCAUUUCCGAGGGAGUUACCCGUCGCCUCGAUCGUCUCUCGCUCCUCCGCCAUCGCGAGAGGCCAAUUCUUCGCUUCGGAGCACGACCUGUCCGAUCUGGACGACAUGAUGCCGCCUCCCUCCGCAUCGCGUCGGCGAGCAGCGCAGUCGGACGUCCGCAACCAACAACCGAGGGCGGCGGCGCACCUGGCUGGCGACGCAUUCAGCGACUUCAGCGACGACGCCGAGAUGCUGGCCCUCGUUCACGACUGCGAGACGCGGCAAUCACUCGGCCAAUCCUUGACAGCAUCUCGCCAGGUAUUCUCGGAAACUUCGGGCAAUGCUGGCCCGGCACCGAAGCCGCGCCAUAACUCGAAGCCGCAGGCGGCACCCGUCUUGCCCCCGCUCAGCAUCCCACCGGAGCUCAUGAAACACCCGUGGUCCCCCGAGGUGCAGAAGAUGCUCAAGGAUCGCUUCCGGAUGAAGGGCUUUCGGCAAAACCAGCUGCAGGCCAUCAACGCGACGUUGGCGGGCAAGGACGCAUUCGUGCUGAUGCCCACUGGCGGCGGCAAGUCGCUGUGCUACCAACUUCCUGCCGUGGUAAGGUCGGGGAGGUCGAGGGGGGUCACCAUCGUCGUCUCCCCUUUGCUCAGCCUCAUGCAGGACCAAGUGGAUCACAUGAAAGCCCUCGGAAUCCAGGCCGUUGCCUUCAAUGGCGAGUGCUCUUCCGAGUACAAGCGGCAAGUCAUAAGCGCCUUCAACGAGCGCUGCCCGGAGCACUUUGUCGAGCUUCUAUACGUCACUCCCGAGAUGGUCAGCAAGAACGCCGUCUUCAACAACGCCAUGCAGAACCUGCACCGCCGAGGCAAGUUUGCACGUCUCGUCAUUGACGAGGCUCACUGCGUCAGCCAGUGGGGUCACGACUUCCGUCCAGACUACAAGACCCUUGGACAGGUCCGCACGAGGUUUCCCGACGUGCCCGUCAUGGCCCUGACGGCCACGGCAACCCAAAACGUCAUCGUCGAUAUCAAGCACAACCUGAACAUGACGGAUUGUCAGGUCUUUUCCCAGAGCUUUAACCGCCCGAACCUUUACUACGAGGUCCGACCCAAGGGCACAAAUGCCAACGCCAUGGCAAACAUUGCCGCGCUCAUCAAUUCGAAAUACCCAGGCGUCACCGGCAUCGUAUACACCAUCUCCCGAAAGCAAUCGGAAAAGGUGGCCGAAUCCCUCUCCGGUCACGGAAUAUCCGCCCGACACUACCACGCCGGCAUGGAUCCCCAGGUGAAGGUCGAAGUCCAGACGGCCUGGCAGAAGGGGAAGGUCAAGGUGGUCGUGGCGACCAUCGCAUUCGGCAUGGGCAUAGACAAACCCGACGUGAGGUUUGUCGUCCAUCACGGCAUCCCCAAAAGCCUCGAGGGCUACUAUCAGGAAACCGGCCGGGCUGGAAGAGACGGCAAGCCAUCCGACUGCAUCCUGUACUAUGGAAAGGCGGACAUACGAGUCCUCAAGAAACUGAUACAGGAUGGCGAGGGCAGCAGGGAGCAGAAGGAGCGGCAAAUGGUGAUGCUGAACCGAGUCACAGCCUUCUGCGACAACAAAUCAGACUGCCGGCGGACGGAAAUUCUGCGAUACUUUGGAGAAGACUUUACGCCGUCACAGUGCAGCAAGUCCUGCGACAACUGCAAAGCCGGUCUGGUGUUUGAGCUGCAAGACUUCUCCACCCAGGCAGUUGCGGCGAUUCGGGUAGUACAGCAUCAGAGGCGAUUGACGGCGAAUCAGUGCGCCGAUAUCUUGCUCGGAAAGAAGUACCCCGACCAUGAGCCGCAAAACUGGGACGAGUGGCGAGACGCCGCCCAAGGUCUCAAGAAGCACGAGGUUGUUCGGAUCAUCGACCGUCUCUCGGCCGAGAAAGCAUUUUCCGAGAACAACGUCGUCACCAAGUACGGCAUGGCAACUCAAUACCUUGAACUGGGAUCCACUGCCGAUCUGUUCCUGAGCGGGCGACGCAAACUGAUGCUCACCAUUCAGGUGACAGAGGCUGGUAGGAAGACGUCGCAGGCGACAAAAUCGAAGGCGAAGAAAGUCGGAAAGAAGUCCAAAGACCAGCCGGCAGCCGCAGGACCGCAAUCUACGUUUGUGUCCUCACCGGUCGAUCGGCGGAAGCGUCGGUCCAUAUUGGCGGACAGCGAAGAUGAUGAGGGCUUUCCCCCAACUCGACGUGGCAAAACGAACGAUGUCUUUUUCAUGUCGGAUGAUGCGAUGCCAGACGACGAAGAUGACGAAGAAGAUGAUGAAGCAUUUCAUCCGCUGCCUCCUCAUCGUCCACCAAAACCUGCUCCGAAGAGGAGAGCCGGGCCACAGGCUGUCGCCAACAAGCAACUGGACUCCCUGGAAGACGUCCGUCUAGACUGCGUCAACCAGUUUGUGCUGGAGGCGCAAAGGAUGGAGGAACAGAUCCGCAAUAAGAAAGAGAUCCGCAGGCCCCUUUUCACACAGCGAGAUUUCCAGGAAAUGGCAUCGAACUGGACGACAUCACUUGACAAGAUGAGCCAAAUCCCAGGCAUUGACACGGAUAAAGUCAGAGAGCAUGGGCCAAGGCUGCUGCCGCUCCUGCGCCGAAUCCACAAUUCAUAUCAGGAGAUGAUUUCUGCUCAUGAGGGAAGUCCAGACGAUCAAAACAUCGUCGACCUUGUCAGUUCGGAUGUUGACAUUGAUGAGGGCGAGUCUGAAGUCGAGAACUCCCACUACUUCGACUCGAUGUCGAGGCCAGAUGUGGAGGCUUUUCACAACAGACUGGAGGGGCUCAACGCUCAGCAACCUCAGACGAAAGCAAAAUCUUCGUACAAGAGUGGCAGCAACAGAAAAUUCUCGGGAAAUGGCAGAAAAUCUUCAAAAAGAGGUGCCGGCGGUCCAGCCAGGCGCAAAGUUAGCGGUGGUCUCAGCCGGAGAGCCAGCAGCUCGUCGAAUGCAGCAUCGCGUUCCACGGCGGCGAGUGGCGGCGGUCCCAAGAAGGAUGGGAAGAUUGUGAGAAAAGCCGGAGGUGGGAUCGGGCUCAUGCCUACUAUUUGA